Molecule: messenger RNA, 1202 nt
Organism: Musa acuminata AAA Group (dessert banana)
Lineage: Eukaryota; Viridiplantae; Streptophyta; Magnoliopsida; Zingiberales; Musaceae
Exons: 10
Coding region: 97-822 (241 amino acids)
Biological process (GO): U4 snRNA 3'-end processing; nuclear polyadenylation-dependent rRNA catabolic process; TRAMP-dependent tRNA surveillance pathway
Cellular component (GO): nuclear exosome (RNase complex); cytoplasmic exosome (RNase complex)
Molecular function (GO): RNA binding
Source: RefSeq, a predicted model, not a curated record
CCCUAAUCUGCCGGCCGCAUACACUCUCUUCCAUUUGCUUUGCCUCGCUCCUCUGCUCCGACACGAUCAGUACCCAAAGAAACUCUAACCUCGGAGAUGAAUGCAGAGACCUCCGAUGCCCCGCCGACGAGCCUCGUCGACAGAACCGUCGUCCCCGGCGACACCGUUCUGGAUCUCACGGCCAUGGCGAACCAGACCAUCAAAUUGGGAGCAGGGCUACGCCAGGAUUGCGAUACGAUAUCGGUCAUGAAGGCUGGGAAGCUGAGGUUAUCGAAACCGAACAAGUACUGGGUCGAGAGCUCUCACAAAAGAUAUGUGCCGUGUGUGGAAGAUACAGUUCUUGGCAUUGUGGUCGAUUGUAAACCAGAUAACUUUCUGGUUGACAUAAAAGCUCCUACGUUGGCAUUUUUACCUGUGCUUGCAUUUGAAGGUGGAACUCGGAGAAACAUACCAAAGUUUGAGAUAGGUACUUUGCUAUAUGUCCGGGUGGUCAAAGCUAAUAACAGCAUGAAUCCUGAACUUUCUUGCGUGGAUGAGACUGGAAAAGCUUCAGAGUUUGGUCAGUUGAAGGAUGGUUACAUGUUUGAAACAUCAACUGGCUUAUCACGGAUGCUACUAAGCUCUCCGACAUGCCCUGUUCUUGAGGCUCUUGGAAAGACAUUGUCGUAUGAAAUAGCCGUUGGUUUAAAUGGCCGAGUCUGGGUAAAUGCUUCCUCCCCAUCGACAGUCAUUCUCGUAUCAAAUGCAAUCAUGAACUCGGAAUCUUUGAGUGGCAUGCAGCAAAAGAUCAUGGUGGAGAAACUCAUGCAGAGACUUCAAUGAGGGGAUCAUUAUUGGCACAUAUCAUCAGUCAACAACUGCUCGGUGUCUCUGCUGCAAGAAUGGCUUGCAAGCCUAACAAAACCUGGUUGUUGUCGGUGAUGAAUCAUCCAAAUCUGUUGCUGCUUUGAACAUCUGGGGAUACAAGAUUGAACAGUGGAAAUAUGUGGCAAGCCAUAUUACUUGUGUUUUCUGGACGCUUAAUGAUCCAAGCAAUGGUGAAGGAGCAUUAAAGGAUUUUUGUCACAUUAAUCUGACCAUUCUUUCGCUUCAGUCUCUUUCUUUAAAAAGCCAUCCAAAGGUCCCUCUCUUUCUACACAUUACAUCUACAUUACAUUCCCAGGUUUCGUUUUAUACAAAACUUAAAUGAUUUAAAAGAUUCA